ACUGAGGCGCUAGCUAAAGGUUUCAACUUCGCGGUCGCACCAGGCCGCAUACCGGUUGAAAAUAUAAUUAGCAAUGUAGAAUCAGCCCUGAAUAGAAUAGACGACAAGGAGACGCAAGAGUCAAUUAGACAGGACAUUGCACACGUACUCAAAAAUGCAAAACCGCCGACCAGAAAUAUACCCCAUAAAGAAUACCAAGCACUGAAAAAUCUACGAGAGAAUGAGGAUAUCAUCAUCCUACCAGCAGACAAAGGCAAUGCAACAGUAGUGUUAAACACCAUAGAUUAUGAAUCCAAAAUGAUGAAACUACUAGAGGAUCCAGCCUACAAGAAAAUAGUUAGAGAUCCAACUACCUAUCUAGAGAAAACCACAAAAACUGCCAUCAAUAAUUCUCCUAUCGACGACGAAAUCAAAAGACAUCUGAUUCCAAGAGAGAAAUCAUCCAAGUGCCCUAAACUUUAUAUAUAUGUUAACUCGAAGAUUCUCACGGAUAAUAUAUGA
Messenger RNA from Leptinotarsa decemlineata (Colorado potato beetle), 501 nucleotides. RefSeq lists its product as uncharacterized. Lineage: Eukaryota; Metazoa; Arthropoda; Insecta; Coleoptera; Chrysomelidae. The record is from RefSeq and is a predicted model, not a curated record.